AUGACACGAAUGUGCUUCAUCUUCCUGCUGAUGAGUAACGCCGCCUCGGUCUACACGCAGUUUAAUGGAUACAACUGUGACACCAACUACCACAGCAGGUUUCCCGGUGAGCGGGACAUCAGUGUUUACUGCGGGGUCCAAACCAUCACCUUGAAGAUCAACUUCUGCCCGGUGCUCUUCUCCGGCUACACUGAUGCAGAUCUGGCCCUGAACGGCCGUCACAGCGAAGCUCAGUGUCGCGGCUUCAUCAACAACAACACCUUCCCCACGGCGGUCCUGUUCAGCAUCAGUCUCAGCACCCUGGAGGCCUGCGGGAACAGUCUGGUGGUCAGCACAGCCUACGGGGCCAAUGCCUAUGGGAACAUGUCUCUGGUACAAAUUGGGAAUGUCUCAGGCUAUAUCGAUACCCCUGACCCGCCGACUAUAAUCAGCUACCUGCCUGGCUUGUUGUAUAAAUUCAGCUGCAGCUACCCACUGGAGUACCUGGUCAAUAACUCACAGCUGGCAUCCUCCUCUGCUGCUGUUUCCGUCAAGGACAGCAACGGCACGUUUGUGAGCACGCUCAGUAUGAUCCUGUACAAUGAUUCAACGUACAAUCAGCCUCUGUCUAUCCCGAUGGCAGGCCUGGCUCUGAAAACCAGAGUAUUUGCCGCUGUGAAAGCCACAAAUUUAGACAAACGGUGGAACAUCUUGAUGGACUACUGUUACACAACCCCCUCAGGGAAUCCUAAUGAUGAACUCCGCUAUGACCUUUUCUUUGGCUGCUAUAAAGACCCCCAGACGACGGUUUUCGAGAAUGGAAAGAGUCAGAUGGGGAGGUUUUCGUUCGAGGUUUUCCGUUUCGUCAAACACAGACACCAGAAGAUGUCGACUGUCUUUUUGCACUGCGUCACCAAGCUUUGCCGGGCAGACGACUGCAUCAUGCUAAUGCCUAUUUGCGGGCGACGACGCAAGCGGGAUGGAGAGGAGAGCCUUGAAUCCCCACCGGCGGCAUCCGGGAACGCCGUGAUCACUGCCGGUCCAAUCAUCACCAGAAGUGACGAAACACCGGUCAACAACUCCCAACUAGCAUCUGGUGACCGCUCCCAGCCCAUGAACCCGGUGACCAGCGCCCUGAUCUCAGGUGUGGUCAUCCUGGGCGGAGUCAGCGUCGGCUUCUUCCUGCUAUCGCUCCACCUCCUGCAGAAGUCCCGCCUCCCAGCAGCUGCAGCCUCAGGUGUUUGGAACCCGAGUUUUAAAUGA
Messenger RNA from Stegastes partitus (bicolor damselfish), 1242 nucleotides. RefSeq names its product zona pellucida-like domain-containing protein 1. The transcript has 10 exons. Lineage: Eukaryota; Metazoa; Chordata; Actinopteri; Pomacentridae. The coding region runs from base 1 to 1242 and encodes 413 amino acids. The record is from RefSeq and is a predicted model, not a curated record.